Morone saxatilis (striped sea-bass) is the source of this 10094-nucleotide messenger RNA. It is a transcript of the gene prrc2c, whose product is annotated as proline-rich coiled-coil 2C. The record is from RefSeq and is a predicted model, not a curated record. Gene Ontology annotation, biological process: cell differentiation. Lineage: Eukaryota; Metazoa; Chordata; Actinopteri; Moronidae.
UCUUUGAUUGUGCGACAGGCCGCGGCGCGAGCGGGGCCUCACUCAACUAGAAGAACGGUCUGGCACGAGACAACGGGUGAGGACAGACACGGAAUCACCGGGGCGACCGAACACCGGUUCCCACAGCAACGGCCGAACAGACGAGACGAGACUGGCGGCUUGAAACCGGCGCGGAGGACACAAAACGGAGGCUGGUUCUGGGGGCGAGGCCAAAGGACCAGACUCAAUGAGUUUCCAGCGAAAUGUCAGAGAAGUCAGGGCAGAGCACCAAGGCAAAGGAUGGCAAAACAAAGUAUGCAACCCUUAGCCUCUUCAAUACCUACAAGGGCAAAUCUCUGGAAACCCAGAAAACUGCGGUGGCUGCCAGACAUGGGCUCCAGAGUUUGGGCAAAGUUGCUGUCAGUCGGCGCAUGCCCCCUCCGGCCAACCUGCCCAGCCUGAAGGCAGAGAACAAGGGAAACGACCCUAACGUCAACAUCGUCCCCAAAGACGGUAGUGGCUGGGCAUCUCGAUCUGAGGGGGGGGAAGAGAGGCAACAAGAGACACCGCCACCCCAGAGCAAACCAGCAGUGCUCCAGUCACAAGAGCUUUCUGUUGGGGUCAGCCGCUCCUGGGCCAACAGCAAGCCGACUCAGCUAGACGGAGCUCCUCGUGUGAGUAGCCAAUUUCACCAGGAAUUUCCCAGCUUGCAGGCAGCUGGGGAGGUGGAGAAAGGGGACGGUCAAGAGGAGGAGCCUUAUGGACCAGGCCCCAGCCUCAGACCUCAAAAUGUUGGCAGUUGGCGUGAGGGCGGAGGCAGGAAUUUGAACACUGCACCCAGCCCCCCUGAGAUGGAAAACAGGGCUCUGGAGGAGGGUAGUACGGGCCUGGGUACCUCUACACCACCAGGGGAAGCUGAUGAACCUGGGCGAAAUGUAACCACUGACAGUCAAAGGGAGAAGAGGGAUGGCAGGGAGAGGUUGCCCCCCUCUGGCCCACCUCAGCCUAAACUUAAUGGGGGCCAGCAGCCUCCAGCUGGGGUGCCAACUCACUUUGACCCGGCUUUCAGGAGCAUGAUGCCACCCUACAUGUUCCACGCCUAUCCUCAAAUGACUUUUGGCCCAGGGCAAGGAAACAUAAGAUACCCUGUACCACAAGAUGGAGCAAAGGGUCCUCGUUUAGCACGACCACAGCAGCCUCCCCCUCAGUCCUGGCACCAGGACCCAGACAGACCCUCUAUCAUCAGCGCAACAGAACUGAAAGAACUGGACAACUUGGACACUGAGGCCGAUGAGGGCUGGGCAGGAGCUCAGAUGGAGGUGGACUACACUGAAAAACUUAACUUCAGCGACGAUGAAGAGAACCAAGCUGCUAAAGAAAAAAGAGAAAACUGGGAGUGGAUGGGUCGCGAGCGUAUAAGAUCUCGGCCGCCAGACGGUCAGGAGACCUGGAAGGAGGGUUCUGAGGACCGUGGGGGCAGUAAAACUUCAUGGGCUGACACUGCAGAUCCCAGAGCGCCAUCACCUGGCAGUAUGGGGCAGUACAAUAAGUCAGCUGCUCCACAGGACUACCAGGGCGGCAGUCGUCCUGUUGGUGGCGGAGCUCCUCGUGGAAGCAAACCACAGGCUGCAGCACCACCUGGUGCCGAGGAGGACUCUGAGGCCUGGCGACAGAAACGCAAGAAGCCUGCAGAAGUUUCUGAAGCUGUAGAACGAGCGAGACGGAGGAGAGAGGAAGAGGAACGGCGGAUGGAAGAACAGCGGCUUGCUGCUUGUGCUGAAAAACUUAAACGUCUCAAUGAAAAACACCGGCAGACAACUGAGGGCAAAUCGGCCCCUGCUCAGCCCACCAACGAUGAUGCAGGAGUUGCUCAUGAGGAAGCCUCCUCGUCAGCUCCAGCUCCUGCUCCUGUAUCCAGUCCCGUACCUUCGAUCCCAGUUUCACAAUCACAGGCCCCAAUCAUGCAAGCUCCUCUACCUGAGAUGGUGGAUCGAGACGGGGAGAGGAUGGAGCGAGAACGAGAGCGAGUAGAACCAAGUGUGGAAGAGGAGGUUCACUUGCCUCCUCAGCCCAGCCCCCCUCUCCAGAGACCUGUGACCAUAGCACCAGAGCCUCACAGCGAGGGAGAAAGCUCCUUAGUUGAGGUCGGGCCCCUGAUAGAGGAGAAUCAGCCUGACAAGACGACAACAGUGCCUAUACGAGACUAUUUCAACAUAGAGGACAACAGAGUGGAUGAGCCCCACCUGUCUCUGCCUCACAUGGACCCCCCCAGCGGUGAGGAAGUCCCUGUGGCACCACCACAGCUGGAAGGAGAAGCAGCAGCUGCUAUGCGUCCCUCUCUCACCUCAGGCUAUUCCAAACAGUUUCAAAAGUCUUUGCCACCUCGUUUCCUCAGACAGCAGGAGCAAAUGAAGCAGCAACAAUGGCAACAACAGCAGCAGCAGAGUGGGGGCUCUGUGUCCCCAUCAGGUGGUAGCGGACUUCCAGCUACCCAACAGCAACAGCAGCAACAGCAGCAACACCGCUCCAUGUAUCAACCAAUGGGCCCCCACCACCAGCACCUGGCCUCCAUGGGGUUCGACCCCCGCUGGCUCAUGAUGCAAUCCUACAUGGACCCCCGCAUGAUGUCCGGACGUCCUCCCAUGGACAUGCCAACUAACAUCCACCCUGGGAGGAUGCCUCCUAAGCAGAUCGUGCGCAGAGAGCCUGGUGACAACUCCAGCUCCAGCUCUGAUUCCUUUGACCACUUGACCCGACCAAUUCGUGACCAUGGCCUGCCAACAGACUCGCGGAUGGUAUGGGGAUCAGACCCAUACCCACAGUCGGAGCCAUUGCCAUCUGUAACUCCUCCAAAACUACGAGAUGAAAACAAGGAGCCAAGGAUGGAUGCUGGUUUGGAUCUGGAUAGGGGUCUCCCGGCUAUGUAUCCCCAGGACCACAGUGCAUUGGACUCGCAUAAAAGUAACUUCUUCCAGGACCCUACAGAGUCCCUAUCAGCGUUUACCCAGGGCCCAGAGGAUGCAUCAGGGCAACUGGACAUGGUCCCUAUACGCCCAGCCUUUGAUCCUGAGGAGCCAGGUCUACCCAGUGGUGAAGAGGUAGAAGCACUAGGUCAAGCUAUGCUCCAGAGGAGUGUCUCCCAGGGCUCCAGUCACUCCCUCAAGCUGGAUGAGCCUAGGUUUGAUGGGUUACCCCUGGGAACGAAAUCACUGGAACUACAGGACACAGGUGAACGGGGUGAUGAUAAGCCCCAGAAUGAACUCUAUACCCAGGCUGCAGUGACCAGCAACAGGGCUACACCUCCUGCUGAUGGAUUACACAAACAAGAGAAGCUGCCUUUGCCAGCCCCUAACAAGCAAAAAGUUGAGCUGCGCUGGGGUGGGAGAUCAGGUGCCGGACGCAGAGAAGGACCAGGGGGAGAGAGACCUGUCCGCAGGUCCGGGCCAAUAAAGAAGCCUGUCCUAAGGGACAUGAAAGAAGAGAGGGAGCAAAGAGAAGAGCGAGAAAAGCGUCACGAAAGAGGGGAAAGAGGAGACCGGCCCAAAAAGGAUCAGUCGUCCAAAGCUCCUUCUGCAGCUGCUGCUGUGUCCGAGGGCUCCAGACCUCAGGGUGAGGCGAAGAGAGAAGCUGCUCAAGCUGAAGAAACACCAACUGGCCAUCAGAGAACCAGGGACUCUCAGCCUUCAUCUGGGGCUCCUACCUCUUCCUCUCAAGAGGAAAAAGCAGACAAACCGCCCAGCAAUGACAAACAUCCAGAACCCAAACUGCCCUCCAGGAAAGAGUCCAAUCUUCCUCCACGUGCCUACCGACGAGAGGAGAGAGAGAGGGAACGUGAGCGGGAGAAGGAAAUGGACAGGGACAGGGACAGGGACAAGGACAGAGAAAGAGAGUGGCCCAUUGACUCAAAUUUCAAAGGACGUGGUCGAGGGGAAUAUUACUCCAGAGGACGGAGCUACCGGGGAACUUACAGUGGCCGAGGCAGGGGGAGUCGUGGUCGAAGCCGGGCAGAGUACUACAGAGAACCCCGAUCACGCUCUGAUUUACCUACUGCUGGAGGUGCUGCUGCUUUUCGCAACAGGGAGGAAAGUGAGACACGCAGCGAAAGCUCAGACUUUGAGGUUAUACCAAAACGUAGACGGCGCCGGGGUUCAGACACAGAUUCUGAAAGUGAAGGUGGGAGGGAGUCUGCCAGUGAUACUGGACCCUCUGACCGUGAGCCUAGCACCAAACCUAGCCGUCCACUGAGGCGAGAGCUCCCUGGGGAGCUCCGGUCUGGGCCCCACAAGCCAGGCUUUGGACCUCCUCACAUGGGGGAAAGGGUUGGAUCCAGAGGGGACGAUGAAAGCAGGCCUAAGCCAGGAUUCCUUCCUAAAGGAGAGCCUUCUCGACGAGGAAGAGGGGGACUUUACAGUAGACGAGGUGGAGCAAGGGAGCGUGGCGGCCCUCGCUCAGCCCCUCUUAGACGGCCAGCAGCUAGGGGGGAGUCCUCUCAGUGGCCCUCAAAACCCAUGGAGACAUUCAGGCCAGAGGACACGGAGCCCACACCAAGAUAUGACAAUCCUCCCACUGACCGACGUCCCCCUAAGUCUGAUGGCAAGAAAUUUGGGGAUGGCGCUCCUCAGAGUAGUAGAGAGAGGCCACGCCGAUCCAGACCCGCACGCCCCCCGAGGCAGGAUAAACCCCCCCGCUUCAGGCGCUUGAAAGAGCGGGAGGCUGCAGUGUUAGCUAGUGGAGAGAUGGCCCCAAUUCUCCCUGUUCCUCUACUCCCAGUGCCUGCUGCUGCUGUCCCUAGCUCUGCCCCUGCUCCAGUCUCCCUUUCCCCAACCCUGUCUAGAGCUCCAGGAACCCCUGUAACUGUGCCUGCGGAUGUGGCAUCUACUAUGCCUGCACCAGACUUACCCUCUUCUAUAGAAGCAGCCUUGCCUGAGACCAGCAGCCCCACCGUCACUGCAGUCGGUACCAAGUCCCCUGACUUGUCUAACCAGAACUCUUCUGAUCAAGCCAAUGAGGAGUGGGAAACUGCCUCUGAGAGCAGCGAUUUCAACGAAAGGAGGGAGCGAGAAGAAAGGAAAGGAGCCCUGGAGGCCGCUAACGAAGCAGCCACUGCCUCUGCCCCGGUACCUGCACUCCCCCAAGGCUCUUUGACCCCCAAUAAAAGCCCUCCUGAGGGAGGGUUGACUCCAAAACGUGAAGGGGCUCCUGCAGCCAAGAGGAGUUUCUCAAGUCAGCGGCCUACAGAGAGACAGAAUCGUAGAGGCAACAGUGGAGCCAAACCAGGCCGGAGUUACACAGGGGGCAAAGGAGAGAGGAGGGGAGGGGCCAAAGCCGGCCGUAAAGGCCCUGCAGGCCAGCAGAACUCAGAAGCAUCAGCACCAACAGCGGGAGGAGCAACCCAAAGGUCUGCAAAAGAGCAAUCUGCCCGACGCAAAGAUGAGGCCAAACAGGCCGCCAAGAAGCCUAAGGAGAAUGCUCUUUCUCAGUUUGAUCUUAACAAUUAUGCCAGUGUUGUGAUCAUUGAUGACCACCCAGAAGUCACCACCACAGAGGACCCACAGUCCAGCACUAAUGAUGAUGGCUUCACGGAGGUGGUCUCCCGUAAGCAACAAAAACGCCUGCAGGAUGAAGAGAAACGGAAAAAGGAAGAGCAGACUACUCAGAACUGGAGUAAAAAAGGCUCUGGUGAGAAGGGCAGAGGAGGCGGUGGAAAGCUGCCACCAAGAUUUGCCAAAAAGCAGUCAUCGCAACAACAACAACAGCAACAACAGCAGCAGCAGCAACAACAGACGUCACAGUCUCAACCUCCUGUAUCUUCCACACCCCAGGCCCAACAGCAGCCUCCCAUUUCUGCUCCUCAGCAUCCUCACCUUGCCCCCUCCCAGCCUGCUGCACCCCCUCAGACUCUGGAAGGAACAGUGCCCCCUCUACCCUCCAUCCCCCCUUCCACUGUGGACUUUACCUCAAAAAGCCUACCCCCCGCACCUACACAGACACACAGCACUCUGGGUACAGAACUGUGGGAGAACAAGGUGGCGGGCUCCACAGUCCUUCCUGAUGUCAAGAAGCUUGGUCCAAUCAGCCCUCCUCAGCCACCUUCUGGUGCCUGGAACAAACCUCUUACCUCCUUUACUGGCACUGUCUCCUCUGAGGGUGUGAAGCCUGGAUCAGAGGGCAGUGUAGAAUUGGCAAUAGACAGUAUCCAGUUUGGAGCGCCAUCGUCUGCAGGCAGCACUGACAGUGAUGGAGUUCCAGCCUUGCUAGAAACUGGCUCUGAAAACAAACUACCUGCUCCCAAAGAACAGAGACAGAAACAACCUCGAGCUGGCUCAAUCAAAACACAGAAGCUUCCUGAAAUGGAACCAGUGGAAACCAAGGAGUACAAGCCAGGUCCCAUUGGUAAAGAGCGCUCUCUAAAGAACCGCAAGGCCAAAGACGCACGUGUAGGAGAUGGCGAGGGGCUGGAAGGAGGAGUCCCUGGGGGAGGCGUCAGUAGAGCCACAGACUCCAGUCCUCCCACCAGUGACACCACAGUACCAGAGCUUGGAGGAGACAUUGAGGGCAUGAUCACAGUCCCCUCAGCAGAGUACAACAGUAAUUCUAAGGAGUCUGUAACUGACUACACCGCCCCCUCCUCCUCGCUGGCUGACAGUGUUCCCACAGGAGGCAACAAAAUGGAAGAGAGUUUGGUGGCAAAUGUGGCACUACCCCACUCAUUGCCCCUCCCUCGACGAGAGACCCUGCAGCAGAGCUCCAGCCUCAGCACCGUCUCUCCUGCUACUGUUGACCUAACACUAAAGAUGGAAUCAGCUCGUAAAGCGUGGGAGAACUCCCCGAGUCUGGAGAAGAAUUCUCCAGUCACUUCCUCUUCCUCCCCAAUCACUUCCUGUGCAUCCUCAUACUCGACCUUCUCCUCUGCCUCCAUGCCACAGAUCCCUGUGGCCUCUGUUACCCCCAGCACCUCACUGUCAGGUUCUAGUACCUAUACAACAUCAUCACUCAGCACCAAGACCACCACAGCCUCUGACCCCCCUAAUAUCUGUAAGGUGAAGCCCCAGCAACUGCAGGGUGGAAGUCUGUCUUCCUCCAGCAGUAGCAGUAGUAGCAGCAGCUUCUCUCAGUUGGGCUGUGUGCCUCCCCUCCUGCCCCAACAGCAGCAGACCCCACAGGUGUACGUCUCUCAGUCUGCAGCAGGUUCUGCAGCACAGAUUCCAGCCUUCUACAUGGACACUAGCCACCUCUUCAGUACUCGCUUGGCUCCUCCCUCCCUGGCGCAGCAGCAAGGCUUCCAGCCUGGCCUCUCACAGCCGACAGCAGUGCAGCAGAUUCCCAUCCCUAUUUAUGCUCCACUGCAAGGUCAGCCGCAACAUCAACACCAACAUCAACAUCAACACCAACACCAACACCAACACACACACCAGGCUCAGCUAGGACUCAGCACUGGUCCUCCAGUCUCCCAGCCACAGGACCUGUUCAGCUCCUCACUGCAGCCUUACAGGUCUCAGCAGGCGUUCAUGCAGAGCAGCCUAUCACAGCCCUCCAUGAUGCUGUCAGGACCAUCCCUGCACAGCUUUCCCGGCGUGCAGGCACCUGAGCUGGGCAAGCCUCAGUCUAAUCUGGCCUAUCAGCAGCCCUCCUCUACCCAGCACAUUCCCAUUCUGUUUGAGCCACAGCUCAACCAGCCCUCUGGCAUGGGAGGCUCCCAGCUCAUUGACACACACCUGCUGCAGGCUCGACAGGGGAUGAAUCAGCAUUCAAAUAUGUAUUCGGGGCAGGUCCAACAACAUGGCCAGAGUAGCUACUAUAGCAACACUCAGUCGCCCAGUUCUGCAAUGCAACAGGUGACAGUCCCUCUGCCCAGUUCCCAGCUGUCCCUGCCAAACUUUGGCUCGGGCGGAGGCCAGCCCCUACUGGCGCUGCCUCCUACACCUCCGCAAGCCCAACCCCCCAACAUCAACCGACAGCCCCCGGUCUCCCAGCCAUACAGAGGCAUAAUGGGCCCCAACCACAGCAUGAUGCAGCCUCCCACCAGCAAGAUGGACAUGGAUCUGAAACUCUUUGGCAGUGGGAUGGAUGUGAAGCCUGGAACCCCUCCCGUCAGCGCCAGGAGCACUACACCCACCUCCAGCCCUUACAGGGCAAGCUCCACCUCUCCUAGUAGCCAGUCCAGUAAGAUGAACAGUAUGCUGUACCAGAAGCAGUUCCAGCCUAGCUCUGCCGGCAUGAGAAUGACACAGCACUUCCCUGGCCAGUUCAAUCCACAGAUUCUGUCUCAGCCCAACAUCGUCUCUCCUCUGGUUCGACCUCCUCAUGCUAACUCGUUUGCUGGAGGUGUCCAGCGCUCUCCCAUGGGCCCUCCAAUGUCACCCAAUGUGGGCGGUGGUCUAAUGCCCCAUCCCCGACCUCAGCACCCUCAGCACCCACAGCACCCACAACACCCACAACACCCUCAGCAUCCACAGCACAGCCAGCACCCUCCCCGAGGACCUCCUGGUCCCUCCCUGGCACCCAGAGGAACACAGGCGGCUCUGAAGGCUGAACAGGACCUAAAGGCAAAGCAGCGGGCUGAGGUGCUCCAGUCCACUCAUAAGUUCUUCUCAGAGCAGCAGCAACAGCAGCAACUCAAGGCCCCGCAAGUCAGCAAAGUGUCUCGGCUUGAUCAGGGAGGAAAACCCCCGCUCGACACCUCGGCCCCAAACCACCAGGCAGUAGGCGACCGCCCAGAUUCUGACAAACCUCCCAUCUCCACGGCCAAGCCCAUACGGACUGGCCCCAUAAAACCGCAGGCCAUCAAACCAGAGGAGGGCAAGUAAAAGAGCGGCUGACCCUCUUCAGAUGACGAUAUGCAUGGAUGGAAGAGAGAGAAUCUAGCCCCAUUCACUCAGUCACCACCUCAUAUCAGCCCUGGGGGACAGUGUGGGGGAGGAGGAUGAGUUGAGAUCCAAAUGGUAGUGGUUACUGAGAGUAGGCACUGUCCUGCGUAUUCAUAAUCCUCUUCUUUCUUCCCCUGUCUUGUCCCACUGUAGGUGGCGGCGAUUGAGUUGGAUUCUUCCAUCAUAUUUAGAUGCCGAUAAAAUGGUUGCACAAGUUGUUCCAUAGAAAUCUACUGACGGUAGAUAAGAAGCGAGUUGGAGGAAGAAAAUUGAAAUGAGAUUUGCUGCUGAGUUUGCCAUUUUUAUAGCUCUUGAUUUCUGUUCCUUUAUUUUAUUUCUUUUCCCAAAUAGGAUCACGCAUAUUAUAGGAGAAACCUGUUUUGUUAACGAAAGAAUGAAUCAGUUUUGUUUUUGUAGUCAAAACAAUCUUGUUAAGGAGAUGUCUUUUAGUGAAGCACACUUUUUGUUGCCCAAUCUCCCAUCAUAACUAAUCCAGAGAUUUGUGCGCAUGGAAAAGCACCACGUAACCACACGCGCACACAUCCAUUCAACGGUUUCAUCCACGGUUACCACACAGAGACAUGAAAUCAGACAUUCUGUCAUUUUGUUUUUGGGUUUUUGUUUUGUUUUACCAGAAUGGAAAUGUGAAAAAUGCAGCAGUUAAUUGAAUUUAAUGAUUGAUUUAUUGAUUAGUCUGCCUGUGAGCCUUUGCUCCUGCCUUCUGCUCUCAUCUCCUUGCCUGAGAAUUAUUGAUGUGUUGGGGUGUGUGUCUCGGGUGUGUGUUUGUGGUCUAAACGGGGGGGGGGAGGGGGAGCUCAUAGCUGGACUCUCUUGUAUAUUUAGCCAAAGGUUAAAGCAGCGCAGAGACGAUGUCACAGCCUUUUAGGAUUGCUGUUGCCGUGGCAGCAGAGUUUCGAGUGGACUUAAAGGAUUACAUGGAUGAUGUAUGAUCACUACUUGCAGCUGUUCCAGUUUAGGGGCUACUGUCACACACCCUUUCACUGCUUACACACCCAUCUUUGCUGUCACACAAACACACACCUAUACACACUUCACUGUAAAGCACCCAGACCUGCUGCUAUUGACUGAUUUCAGUGCCCUUAGCUAGAGUAUAGCAGGAUAGGGCUACUUAGAGGAAUAGAAAACGGUGAGGAGUUGAUUGUUGAAACAGUAGAAAACUUUGUGUAUCCUGUUCUUGUUCCCCCUUGUCACGAGGGUUGACGUACACAAAGAACGAGGAAGGAAAAA